AUUAGGGUUAGUUUUGAAUCUGUGUUUACAUAGAAGUCAUGUUUGCUCCUCAGCCCAUUCCAAGGCUAAACUCUUCAUCACUCACGGAGGCUCCCAUGGAAUCUACGAGUCCAUCUGCAAUGCUGUACCCAUGCUGAUACUUCCACUGUUCUGGGACCAGGAAGACAACAUGCUUCGCAUGGUGACACGUGGUGUUGCAGAGACGCUCAAUAUACAUGAUGUGACCACAGACAAACUAUUGGCAGCAGUAAAUAAAAUCAUCCGUGAUAAAAGCUACAAAGAGAGGAUAGUGGAGCUGUCUCACAUACACCUGGAUCGUCCCCUUCAGCCGAUGGAACAGGCUGUCUUCUGGACCGAGUUUGUCAUCAGGCACAAAGGGGCUGCACAUCUGAGAGUCGCUGCCCACCAGCUGACCUGGGUUCAGUACCACAGCCUGGACAUCAUCGGCUGUUUGAUCGUCGCUCUCAUGACCGCUCUGUGGGUGACCCUGAAAUGCUGCUUGUUCUGCGUGUGCUACAAAAGAGGACGUGCAAAGACGAAAUCAGAGUAGUGACAUACUUCCGGUGUUAUAAAGUCUGUGAUGAAGUAAGUGAUGUAGGUUGAUGCAGUGGGCAGUUUGUCCUUUUCCUCAUCCAGAGGCAAUCAUUCUAUGAUUAAAAUCACUAUCAGUAUAA
Molecule: messenger RNA, 674 nt
Organism: Solea senegalensis (Senegalese sole)
Lineage: Eukaryota; Metazoa; Chordata; Actinopteri; Pleuronectiformes; Soleidae
Product: UDP-glucuronosyltransferase-like
Exons: 2
Molecular function (GO): UDP-glycosyltransferase activity
Source: RefSeq, a predicted model, not a curated record